AUGAGGGCUUAUAUUUUUAUAUCUCUCUUGAUCCUCCACGUAGCAACAGCUCAUUUACACUUGGAAAAAGUUGCAGAAAAGGUACAAUCGGGAAUAAAGCACAUUGCAGAAAAAGCUGUUUCGAAGCUUCACAAAUUGACAGCAGAUUUUGACUUACACAAGCAUGGACACAAAAUACAACCAUAUGCUAAACAUUAUGUAAAAGAGCAUUACACGAGAAAAACUCCGUUUGUUGUGGACCCGUAUCAAAUUGAAAGAUUGAAGCACUAUUUUGAACCUCACAAGCCAAUACCUUAUCAUAUACCUCAUUAUGGACCUUAG
This is a messenger RNA of Pieris macdunnoughi, 321 nucleotides long. The record is from the annotation of a GenBank genome assembly. NCBI's taxonomy places the organism in Eukaryota, Metazoa, Arthropoda, Insecta, Lepidoptera, Pieridae.